This is a messenger RNA of Prunus armeniaca (apricot), 1110 nucleotides long. Lineage: Eukaryota; Viridiplantae; Streptophyta; Magnoliopsida; Rosales; Rosaceae. The record is from the annotation of a GenBank genome assembly.
AUGGCCAUGGACAAAACCCUCCAAGCCGUUCUUGCGGCUACAGGCAGCUUCUUCGCCAUAACCGUAGUAUUCGCCUGCCUCUACAUCUUCUGGAAGGGCUCCAAACCCAAAUCGAGCCGCUCCCGCUACACCCGACCCAUCCGCAACCCGCCCGCCACCGCCCUCACCUCCGUCGCCGUCGACGAAAGCUUUUCCUUCGAUCCCUCGCUCAAGGUCUCCAUGGAAGAGGUCGUCAAGGCCACCAAGAAUUUCUCCGCCGAUCUCGUCGUAGGAGACGGCGGCUUCGGCUUCGUCUACAAGGCCCAGUUCUCCGACGGCCGCACCGUCGCCGUCAAGAAGCUCGAUCCAGACGCCUUCCAAGGGUUUCGCGAAUUUCAGGCGGAGAUGGAAACCCUAGGUAAGCUCCGGCACCCAAAUAUCGUUAAGAUUUUGGGAUAUUGUGUCUCCGGCGCCGAUAGGAUAUUGAUUUAUGAGUUUAUUGAGCGGGGCAAUCUGGACCGUUGGCUUAACGACUCGUCGUCAAGCGACGGUGAUGGGUAUGAUGACGGGACCGGGUUUAGAUUACCGUUAUCUUGGAAAACGAGGAUCAAGAUCGUUAGGGGUGUGGCUAAUGGGCUGGCUUAUUUGCAUGGGUUGGACAAGCCAAUUAUUCAUAGGGAUAUCAAGGCUAGUAAUGUGUUGUUGGACUCGGAGUUUGAGGCCCAUAUUGCUGAUUUCGGGCUGGCUCGGAGGAUGGACGCCUCCCGUUCGCAUGUCUCGACGCAGUUUGCCGGUACCAUGGGGUACAUGCCGCCGGAGUACAAGGAAGGGUUCACGGGGGCAACCGUGAGAGCCGAUGUGUUUAGCUUCGGGGUUUUGAUGUUGGAGGUUGCGACCGGAAAACGGCCCAAUUUGCCCACGAAGUUCGACGGCACAGAAAUGGGCUUGGUGGAAUGGGCUAGGAAAAUGGAGGCCCAAAACUGCCAGAUGGAAAUGGUCGACCCUGGUAUUUCCAAGGACGACUUGGAUGAAGCCAAUGUGAAGGAGUAUUUUAGGAUUGCUUGUCAUUGUGCUGGUGAGAUUUCAAGAGAAAGGCCCCCAAUGAAAGAGUGUUUGUUGAGAUAUGAAUAA